AAAAACUUCCUGCGAGAGGAAAACUCUGCCAAGCUCCAGCUUGGAGUCGCAGUCUAAAUCGAGACGGAACAGCGCGGGACUUCAGGAGGACAAAACGCACAACAACCCUUCUAAAAUCUUUCUUGCCCGUCGGAUAUAACUUUCCAACCACGGAUCCAAAGGCGGAGAGCGCGUUUUCUCUACCCUUGCAUUUCUUCAAGCAAGAAAUGGAAGAGAGCUCCAGUUCUCCAGUCUCCCCAGUGGAUAGCCUGGUGACCAGCGAGGAGGAGCUGGACAGACAGCAACAGAAAAGGUUUGGGAGGAAAAGGAGACUCAGUAAAAAGUCAGACAGCAGCAGCAGUCCCAGUUCAGUGACCAAGCGGAACAAAAAGCCAAGUCCGAGCACCACACAGUCCUACGAAGAGCUGCAAAACCAGCGAGUUCUCGCGAACGUCCGGGAGAGGCAAAGGACUCAGUCGCUCAACGAAGCUUUCUCAUCUUUACGCAAAAUCAUCCCGACGCUACCCUCGGAUAAACUCAGCAAGAUACAGACGCUCAAGCUCGCCUCCAGGUACAUUGAUUUUCUCUGCCAGGUGCUGCAGAGCGACGAGAUGGAUAACAAGAUGUCGAGCUGUAGCUACGUCGCGCACGAGAGACUCAGUUACGCGUUCUCGGUGUGGAGGAUGGAGGGCGCGUGGUCGAUGUCCGCCUCCCACUAGCAGCCGGAGCCGUGCAUGUGAUGCCAAACGGACUGUUUACUUCCACACAUUUUGAAGACACCAAAGGAUUUAUUGACAAACCUCUGAACCUCAGUGGCCAAAGGAUAUUCGGUGAUCACACUCACGGACCCGGCCAUCCUGAAAGGAUCAAAUGAAGGAUUGGAUUUUAUGUCCUUAUACUUAGAGAGAAAAGUAGAUGACGUCUCCUGUGUCAACAAAUACAUUUAAUCAUUUUUUACAAGUUAUUCUUAAAUGUCUCCAUGGUGUUAGUGCAGGAAAGCCAUCUGAAACUAUAUUUUGUUUAUGUUUCUAAACAGAAGAGUUUAUAUAUAUAUAUAAAAACAAAAAACUAUUGUACAUACCUGUGAGUGUUGUCAGAAAAGGGACCAAUGCAAUUUAGAGCAAUACUUUCUUGAAGUACGCUGCAUGGAUUAAAGCAUUCAUUAGAUUUUUUUAUCCUAUGCAACAUUCUCAAAUUCUGUCCAUUGUACAUUUUGCUUAUUUAUUAAAAAAUAUUUUUGAACAUU
Paramisgurnus dabryanus is the source of this 1225-nucleotide messenger RNA. RefSeq names its product twist2 (gene twist2). Lineage: Eukaryota; Metazoa; Chordata; Actinopteri; Cypriniformes; Cobitidae. Gene Ontology annotation, biological process: developmental process; regulation of transcription by RNA polymerase II. Gene Ontology annotation, molecular function: protein dimerization activity; RNA polymerase II transcription regulatory region sequence-specific DNA binding; DNA-binding transcription factor activity, RNA polymerase II-specific. The record is from RefSeq and is a predicted model, not a curated record.